AUGGCAUACGCAUUCCUCGUCUUGUCACAACCAGAACAAUAUACCAGUUUGGAGCUACAUGGGUUCUCAGACGCUAGCGAAAUUGGAUACGGAGCAUGCAUUUAUUUACGCUCCACUUCAAUUAACGGUGCUUAUCGCACACAUCUAUUUUGCUCCAAGUCCAGAGUGGUGCCGUUGAAGUCUGUCGCUUCCGCGCCUCGAGUUAUGUGGUGCAUUGCUACCGGCUCGUCUCAACAAGAUCUCCAAAUGUCUCACCUGUCCAAUAGCAUCCAUUCAUCUAUGGACGGAUUCUACAAUUGUACUAUCAUGGUUGCAAUCGUGCAGUCGAUCUUGGUCAACCUUCGUGGCAAAUCGCACUGGUGA
Acromyrmex echinatior (Panamanian leafcutter ant) is the source of this 363-nucleotide messenger RNA. RefSeq lists its product as uncharacterized. The record is from RefSeq and is a predicted model, not a curated record. NCBI's taxonomy places the organism in Eukaryota, Metazoa, Arthropoda, Insecta, Hymenoptera, Formicidae.